Molecule: messenger RNA, 3946 nt
Organism: Chinchilla lanigera (long-tailed chinchilla)
Lineage: Eukaryota; Metazoa; Chordata; Mammalia; Rodentia; Chinchillidae
Gene: Wdr35
Product: WD repeat domain 35
Exons: 27
Coding region: 123-3635 (1170 amino acids)
Biological process (GO): non-motile cilium assembly; protein localization to cilium; intraciliary retrograde transport
Cellular component (GO): non-motile cilium; intraciliary transport particle A
Molecular function (GO): protein binding
Source: RefSeq, a predicted model, not a curated record
GAUGCGCCCGCGCGGCGGUUGCCGGGGCGACGCGAGCUUCCCUAGGCUGCCUGGGCUCGUGGGAGGCACAGUCGCCUGUUGCCGGCCUUGACCCCCGCAGUGGUCUUUUCGGGGUUCUUACUAUGUUCUUCUACCUGAGCAAAAAAAUUGCCAUUCCCAAUAGUGUGAAGCUGAAAUGUAUAUCCUGGAACAAGGACCAAGGCUUCAUAGCCUGCGGUGGUGAAGAUGGAUUACUGAAAGUUUUGAAGUUAGAGACACAGACAGAUGAUGCAAAAUUGAGGGGUCUUGCAGCACCCAGUAACCUUUCCAUGAAUCAGACUCUUGAAGGUCAUAGUGGUUCUGUUCAAGUGGUAACAUGGAAUGAGCAGUAUCAGAAGUUGACUACCAGUGACCAAAAUGGGCUUAUCAUUGUGUGGAUGUUAUACAAAGGCUCUUGGUAUGAGGAGAUGAUCAACAGUCGAAACAAAUCAGUGGUUCGAAGUAUGAGCUGGAACGCUGACGGCCAGAAGAUCUGCAUUGUGUACGAGGACGGGGCUGUGAUAGUUGGUUCUGUGGAUGGGAAUCGUAUUUGGGGUAAAGAACUAAAGGGAAUACAGCUAUGUCAUGUAGCAUGGUCUGCAGAUAGUAAAAUUUUACUUUUUGGAAUGGCAAAUGGAGAAAUACAUAUUUAUGAUAAUCAAGGAAAUUUUAUAAUAAAGAUGAGACUGAGUUGCUUGGUGAAUGUCACCGGAGCAGUCAGCAUUGCUGGGAUCCACUGGUACCACGGCACAGAGGGCUAUGUGGAGCCUGACUGCCCUUGUCUCGCUAUUUGUUUCGACAAUGGGAGGUGCCAAAUAAUGAGACAUGAGAAUGACCAAAACCCAGUUCUGAUAGAUACGGGCAUGUACGUGGUCAGCAUCCAGUGGAACCACAUUGGCAGUGUGUUAGCUGUGGCCGGCUCCCAGAAGGUGGUAACUCAGGACAAAGAUGUAAACACUGUGCAGUUCUACACUCCGUUUGGUGAGCAUCUGGGUACUUUGAAGGUUCCUGGAAAGCACAUGUCUGCACUCUCUUGGGAAGGAGGCGGACUGAAAAUUGCGCUAGCCGUUGAUUCCUUCAUUUAUUUUGCAAAUAUUCGACCUGAUUAUAAGUGGGGCUAUUGCUCAAACACUGUAGUUUAUGCAUAUACCAGACCUGACCGUCCUGAGUACUGUGUUGUCUUUUGGGAUACAAAAAACAAUGAGAAAUAUGUUAAAUAUGUGAAGAGUCUCAUUUCUAUCACCACCUGUGGCGAUUUCUGCAUUUUGGCUACGAAAGCUGAUGAAAGCCAUCCUCAGUUUGUGCUGGUUCUUUGUAACUCAAUUGGCACACCCUUGGAUCCCAAGUACAUUGAUAUUGUACCACUCUUUGUUACAAUGACCAAAACCCAUGUGAUAGCAGCUUCAAAGGAAGCAUUUUAUAUCUGGCAAUAUCGUGUGGCAAAGAAGCUGACAGCAUUGGAAAUCAAUCAGAUCACGCGAUCUCGGAAAGAAGGGAGAGAACGAAUCUACCAUGUUGAUGAUAUUCCUUCUGGAUCAGUGGAUGGGGUGCCUGAUUAUAGUAAAGCCAUUCAAGGCACAAGAGAUCCAAUUUGUGCAAUAACUGCAUCUGAUAAGACAUUGAUUGUGGGUCGUGAGUCUGGCACCAUUCAGAGAUACAGUCUUCCUAAUGUUGGAUUGAUCCAAAAGUAUUCUUUUAGUUGUCGAGCCUACCAGUUAUCCUUGAAUUGCAACUCUAGCCGUCUUGCCAUCAUAGACAUCUCAGGAGUUCUGACUUUCUUUGACUUGGAUGCUCGGAUAACAGACAGUACAGGACAGCAAGUAACUGGGCAGCUGUUAAACCUGGAGCGGAAGGAUGUCUGGGAUAUGAGGUGGGCCAAGGACAACCCUGAUCUCUUCGCAAUGAUGGAGAAGACAAGAAUGUAUGUUUUCAGAAACUUGGAUCCUGAGGAACCCAUUCAGACCUCUGGAUAUAUUUGUAACUUUGAGGAUUUAGAAAUUAAAUCUGUUCUUUUGGAUGAGAUAUUAAAGGAUCCAGAACAUCCAAACAAGGAUUACAUACUUAACUUUGAGAUUCGGUCCCUAAGAGAUAGUCGAGCCUUGAUUGAGAAGGUUGGGAUUGAAGAUGCAUCUCAAUUCAUAGAGGACAAUCCACACCCCAGACUUUGGCGCCUGCUAGCUGAAGCAGCUCUUCAGAAACUGGACUUGUGCACUGCAGAGCAAGCAUUUGUGCGCUGCAAAGAUUACCAAGGCAUCAAGUUCGUGAAGCGCCUGGGCAAUCUUCAGAGUGAGGCCAUGAAACAGGCUGAAGUUGUGGCGUAUUUCGGCAGGUUUGAAGAGGCGGAAAGAAUGUAUCUUGAUAUGGACAGAAGGGACCUUGCCAUUGGGCUCCGGCUGAAGUUGGUGGAUUGGUUUAGAGUACUCCAUCUCCUGAAAACUGGAUCUGGUGAUGCAGACGACAGUCUCCUCGAGCAAGCACACAAUGCCAUUGGAGACUACUUCGCUGACCGCCAGAAGUGGUUGAAUGCUGUACAAUAUUAUGUACAAGGCCGUAACCAGGAACGCUUAGCUGAAUGCUAUUAUAUGUUAGAAGAUUAUGAGGGAUUAGAGAAUCUUGCCAGUUCACUGCCAGAAAACCACAAGUUGCUUCCAGAAAUAGCACAGAUGUUUGUGAGAGUUGGAAUGUGUGAACCAGCAGUGACUGCCUUUCUGAAAUGUAACCAACCAAAAGCAGCUGUAGAUACCUGUGUACAUCUCAACCAAUGGAACAAAGCUGUUGAAUUGGCUAAAAGUCAUAGUAUGAAAGAAAUUGGAUCGCUGUUAGCUAGGUAUGCAUCUCAUUUACUGGAGAAGAAUAAGACUCUUGAUGCUGUAGAACUCUAUCGGAAAGCCAGUUACUUUUUUGAUGCUGCUAAACUGAUGUUUAAGAUCGCCGAUGAAGAGGCAAAAAAAAGAACUAAACCAUUGCGUGUCAAGAAACUGUACGUGCUCGCGGCCUUGCUGGUGGAGCAGUACCACGGACAGGUGAAGAGCAGCCAGCGGGGGAAGGCCAGAGGGCAGAGCUCGGAGGCCACUUCGGCUUUGGCUGGUUUGCUGGAAGAGGAAGUUCUGUCUACAACUAGCCGGUUCACAGACAAUGCUUGGAGAGGGGCCGAGGCGUAUCACUUCUUUAUCCUCGCACAGAGGCAGCUGUAUGAAGGCUAUGUUGACACCGCGUUGAAAACAGCUCUUCACCUGCGAGACUAUGAAGACGUUAUUCCUGCAGUUGAGAUCUACUCUCUGUUGGCACUGUGUGCGUGUGCCAGUAGAGCCUUUGGCACUUGUUCAAAAGCUUUUAUUAAACUGGAAUCCUUAGAGACCCUGAGUUCAGAACAGAAACAGCAAUAUGAAGAUCUUGCUCUAGAAAUCUUUACCAAGCAUGCUCCAAAAGAUACCAGGAAAUCUGAAUUGGACAACCUCCUUGAAGGUGGAGAAGGGAAGCUGCCUACGUGUGUGGCCACGGGAAGCCCCAUCACUGAGUACCAGUUCUGGAUGUGCAGCGUGUGCAAGCACUGCGUGCAUGCUCAGGAGAUCGGCAGCUACGCCUUCUGCCCCCUGUGCCACAGCGCAGUGGGAUAAGCAGAGGCGCAUAUGGAUAAUUGUAAAAGAGACAUAGUGUGUAGAAUUAUAUAUGUAGUGAGGUUGAUUUCCAUUAGUUUUAUACGAAAAUCAGCUUCAUUAUUUUAUAGUUGUAUUUUUGCACAAUAUAUAUAUAUAUAGAUAGAUAGUAGGUUAAUUGUUGCACAGAAAUACAAUGAUGAAUUAAAGAGGCUCACUAAUGUAAAACUUAGGAAGUUGAUCUCAUUUUCUAUCUAGCAAUCCUUUGUAUAUUUUAUGAUUGGUUAUAUAACACUGGAAAUAUUCAAAUAAAUAUUUUUCUACAAUGUCAA